CCAUGGACGGCAACAACACACAAGCAACAGGAUACCUCACCUCCAUUCUCAACAAAACCCUCCGCAUCCACACCACAGACUCGCGCAUCUUCGUCGGCACCAUGAAAUGCACUGAUCAGGAACGCAACAUCAUCCUCUCCCUAACCCACGAAUACCGCCAACCACCCGCCUCCGUAGUCCAAGACGCAGCCUACCAAAUGCAACUGCAAGGCAUCCCCGGAAACGUAAAAGUGGACAUGGUAAAGAGAUUUGUGGGCUUGGUUGUUGUGCCCGGGAGAUAUAUUACCAAGAUUGAGGUUGAGGAG
Molecule: messenger RNA, 305 nt
Organism: Aureobasidium uvarum
Lineage: Eukaryota; Fungi; Ascomycota; Dothideomycetes; Dothideales; Saccotheciaceae
Source: the annotation of a GenBank genome assembly